GAUUGAAAAACAGUGGGCUAGAACAAAGAGACUAAAAUUAUAAUGCGAUUUUUUAUAAGUAAAAUUAGAAUUUGGGGUUUAAAUGUAGGCAUUUGUAUAUAUGUAUAUUUUUAUAUUACUAAAUAUUUUAUUUUAUCUGUGAUAUGAAGUGAUAUUGUUUUUGUUAAUUUUAUUUUAUAUGUAUUUAUCUGUGAAUUGUUAUCUUUUGUUUUUUGCUUUUGUUUUUUUAUACAAAUAAAUUUAUAAUGGGUGAUAUAGGCCUACUGGGGAACCGAGCACCCAAAAAUAACUUCGGUAACGCUCCAUUUUGCAUACCUCCUGGGUGGUAUGGAAACUGCAAAUUGGAUAUUAUAAUUUAAAUGCCCAAAAAUUAUUAUUUUGUCCGAUCUGGCUACAAUAGAAAAUGUUAUAAAAAACGCUAAUUUUGAGGAAGCUCUCACACUGGAAAGAGUUGGGCAUCCCAUUAUCCCUGGCUUCUGGUCUUUAACCAACGUUGCUAUAAAUUCUCAUUAUACAACGAUUUUAAUACUGAUUACAGAACUCUUAUUAGGUGAAUGGAGCUUCGGCAAUGAAUCGUAAUUGACACAUGUUUUGUCUUCGUUAAUUAAUACGAAGAUCUAUAAUGGCCGAUUCGCAUACAACUUUCUUUCCUUUGCUUAACAAUUAAUAUUUUAACAACGAACGAAGAAAGUAACGGUUAUGUCAAGAUGCAGGAUUUCUGCAACUGAUCUUCGUUAAAAUCUCUUGUGAGCAAAUCUGAUAAAAGUAUAUCUACACAGAAACUUCAGCAUACUUUGCAUGUACUAAUUAUGUGCAUUGAAUUUCUUUUGUUGGUUGUAUUUGUGGGGAUAUGCAUCAUAUUUGUGUUACCACUUCUGAAAACCUUGUGUAAGUGAGUCGGAAACUCUCAACAGCGAGGACAAUCAACGUGGACCAUUUAGGACCUAUAUUGUGUUAAUUUAACUAGUUGAAAGUCAUAUUCCUCUGUAAGUUAAUUUAGUUUAAUUAAAGUGUUUUUGUUUAUUUAAAACUCAUUUUGCCAUUAUUCCAUAAAAAUAACAAGAUUUGUACAUACAAUUUUGAAUUUUGGCACUUUUACGAUUUCUUUGGCUUCGCGAUUUGAUAAUAUGGACGAGUAGAGGAGGUUCUCGGGAUUAGAAAUGUGCACACACAUACUCGACUUAGACAUAUAGUGUACGAGAUAUUUGUAUAUAAAGCUCAAAAAUUUUAAAAGUAAUGAAACCCUUGUAAUUGUUAAUUUGUCAUUAUAUAUUAUUUUUGUCCGAAUUGAUUCUAUCUGAUUUUGUAAUAAUUUCGAAUAGCAAAUGUUUGUGACGGCGGCAGAUACUAACCUGCAGUUUGGUAGUUUCUUUGAUAAGAUUUUUAAAUAGUAUAUCGAAAGUCGAUUACAUUUAUACUUCCGUAGCGCUUAUUUGAAGCAAGGUUUUAUUCAGUCUUCUAAUCGAGUUUGACGAGUGUGGUUGGUGUCUUGGUGUUAUCUUGAUGUUAUUUUGUAUUGCCAUAUUUGUUUUUAAGUGCCUUGUGUAGAUAAUUGGAACUAUAGUUAUUGGAUUAAUUUAUUUAGAUCUCCGUUCAUUGUGUAGUGUUCAAAUAUUUUUUCUUAUUCAAUACAUGUGUUAUAGAAUUUGAAAAAAUAUUUUGACGGUUUUAAAAGAAUGUCUAAAGGAUAUUAAAGUUUGAAUUAAGUUUAUCAAUGCUUCCAAUGUUUUGAUUAAAAUUCAUGUUUUAGAUUUUAAUAUACUGUGAACGAAUAAAAAUAUAACCGUAGGCCGAAUCAGAUAACAUAGUAACGAGAAGAAUUGUAAACCCACACAAAGAACUGUACACAAAACAUAGUACUGUUUCGUACGCAAAAAACCGCACAACAUAACUGUCCUGCAAGCAAUUUGUAGUAUAAAUUCGCGCCGCCAUUAACGCUACCAACACAAACGAUUACACCAGAAAAACGAGAAUCGGCGCAGCAACAGGCUGAUAAUAUUCGAUAUGAAAUAAAUGGAAGCUAAAAGACGUCACCAACCACAGCGCUAUAAGAAACUAGUACGAGAGAAGAGAACUUCUGAAAAUAAGAAUCAAAAUAAAACAUAACACAUAUACACAUACAUUGGAAUAAUUAUAAACGAAACAGCAAUAUUCGCCCAUGUGCUAUAUCAAGUGUAUUUUUGUGCUGUAAUUGCGACUUUCAUUGUGGUUUAUUUUGUUGUGCUUAGUUAGACGCUCAAUUGAAAACCAAAUUAAAAAUAAUUAAAUAUUGCAAUCGAAAAAGUGGCUCAUAAUACGUUAUCAAAGGCACACACAUCUCUGUUUUAACUUGUGCCUUUGCCUGGAGGAACUAUUGAGUAUUCAUUCCGUACCAUAGUGAACAACGGGAAAAGCGUGCUUCUCCCCAUAAAUUAUAUAUUUUAUACCUCUUGGGAUAACGAUAUUUAUUUUCGAUAAUGUCUGCAGCUAUUAUACAGCAGAAGUGUACAAACAAUUCUUCAUUAAUUUACUUUGAGUGCGGUGAUAUUUUUAAAGCGAACCAAUCAAAUGAUCAACAGCAACAUAUUCGUUCAAGUCGGUCAGUUAGCAACAAUGGUGAUAUAAUAAUUUCCGAAAUGGAUGAUUCUGUCAAAGUAGUCGACCAGAUAGUGAAGCUGGACAUCAAGAAAGAUUCUGAUCAAUGCCGUCCCCACACUGCAUUGACUAGAACAAUUUCGCAACCACAACCUCAGGCACAACAUGAGGCAAAUGUUGAGUCUUAUGUAACAACCAUAUUAGAAAACUUCGGAAACUUGAACUUACAUCGUAAACUGGAAAGAACACAAUCUGAACCCUUACCACAGCAAGUUAAUACUUCCAGAUAUAAAACCGAACUUUGUCGUCCGUUUGAAGAAGCCGGUGAAUGCAAGUAUGGAGAAAAGUGCCAGUUUGCUCAUGGAUAUCAUGAGCUACGAAACUUACAAAGACACCCAAAGUACAAAACCGAAUAUUGUCGCACAUUCCACAGCGUUGGAUUUUGUCCUUAUGGCCCAAGAUGUCAUUUUGUACAUAACGCGGAUGAAGCUAGAGCUUUACAACAAAUGCAGCAACAGCAGCAGCAACAGCAACAAACAAAAUUGCAAAAUCAUUCCAGUUUUCAUAACUGCAUCACAAGUUAUCCAUUGCAGCUUAAACCAGGAAACAACGCAGCUAAUCUAAAUCAUUCACUACCUUUGAGUCCUCCCCUGAGCAUGUCAACAGGCUCAGAUCGAGAGUCACCCACAGGGUCAUUAUCCUUAAGUCCUACCAGUUCUAUGACUAAUUUUACAUUUGGUGAUCAAAUUAGCCCGGUAAAUUCGGUUUUCCAGAACACAUUUCCUUACUCAAACACUCCACCCGAAAGCCCAAACACUCCAAUUUCCCCAGUGAAUACACCACCACCUAAUAUAAUAUUAGGUUCAAUACAAAAUCAGACUUCGUUGUACAUAAAGCCUGUUACAAUUCAAGGCAAACAGAUCCUACAAAAGAGUUCAAGCUCUCCCAUCGCUAUAAUCAGGAAUGUUAAUAAAAUUCCAACCAAAGUUAAUUCUGUUUCAUCACUUAACAGUGGUGAAGAUGCACGUCUGCCAGUUUUUAACAGAUUGAGCUCAGCUGUUGAAAAGUUUCCUAACAAAGCUUUAUAAUUUGACGAAAUCUCUAUUUGAAUAUAAUUAAAAUUUCUAGUUUUUUGUUGUUUUACAUUUUAAAUUAUAUAUAUAUAUAUAUAUAUAUUGUAUAUAUAUACUAUAUAUAUAUAUACAACCUAAAUUAUUAAACAAAAAAUAUAUUUUACGAUAAUUUAUAUAUUUUAUAUUAAAUAUCUCUUUAUCCAGAAAAUGGGUAUAUACUAGAAAGGGGACUUAGUUCAUAGGAAAGAGUUGGAGGAAGAUGAAUAGGCAAAAUAUGCUUUUGCAUUUAUUAAAUUAUCUAUAUAUAAUAUUUAUUUAAUAUAUACAAUAUAUCAUUUCAUUUUGUUUGCAGAAAUAUUUUAUAUGCCGCUAUAAAACUUCCAUAUAAAAUUUUUAAUUUAUAACUUAAAGACAAUGGAUAAUGUAAUAAAUUAGGUGCAGUUAUAAAAAUUAUUAAUGAAAUGAAGUCAAUGUGAGAUGAGAAAUUAAUAUUUUGUAGUAUUAAAAUUGAAAAAUAUAUUUAACUGGAUACUAUAUUAACGUAACUACCUGUAUAACGUAAAUUAUUACCUACUUGUAUCUUGUUACACAAUAAUAAUAACGUGUAAAUGAAAUGAAAAAUAUUUAUUCCAAUACGUUACAAAAACUCGAAGAUGGUUAACACUGAUGAAAAUUCUCAAAGUGCCUUACAGUUAAUUAAAUAUAUACAUAUGUAGAUAUUUUAGUAUUUAUACAAUUUUUAUUUAAUUGGUUAAGAGAUGAUUCGCGAAUUAGUCGUCUUCCUUUUUUACUUUCGUUAAAAAAUGCUUCCAUUUAUUUUUACAUGUGCUUAUACAAAUUUUGAAUAAAAUACAUUAAUUUUUUCUUAUUAAAAUGUU
Molecule: messenger RNA, 4525 nt
Organism: Bactrocera oleae (olive fruit fly)
Lineage: Eukaryota; Metazoa; Arthropoda; Insecta; Diptera; Tephritidae
Gene: Tis11
Product: Tis11 zinc finger protein
Molecular function (GO): metal ion binding; mRNA binding
Source: RefSeq, a predicted model, not a curated record